UCUCUAACAAGGUGGAAGCAUACAGAAGAGACCAUGUCUGGACAUUGAAAGACCUGCUCCCCUGGAUGUCAAUAACUACAGCUUCCACUCUAUACUUGGACGAGGAGGCUUUGGCUGGGUGAUGUUGGCUUCUUUUAGGCCAAAGAAACAACUUGUGGCAAUGAAGAUCUUGACGAAGGAGUCUGAGAAGAACGACUGCCAUGCCAUCGCUAAAGAGGCCCGUCUACUAAAAAUCAGCAGAGAAUGUGCAUUUUUAUGUCAAUCUUAUGCAGUUUUUCAGUCAGAGCUGGAAGCCUUCUUUGUCCUGGAAUAUGCCAGUGGGAAGUCUUUAGGGCAAAUGAUUUCGAGUGAAGGAAAGCUACCAACAUCAACAAUCAGGUUCUACACAGCAGAGAUGGUGGUUGCCCUCCAGUUCCUGCAUUCCAAGGGAAUCAUUCAUCGUGAUCUCAAGCCGGACAACAUAUUGAUCGAUAAAGACGGCCAUAUAAAGAUCUGCGACUUUGGUAUUGCAGAAGAAAACAUCAUUGGCCAGAGGAAGACCUACGGCUUAGCAGGAACCCCUGGAUACCGGGCACCAGAGAUUCUAUCAUAUGAGGAUUACAAUGCAGCCGUGGAUUGGUGGUCUUUCGGGGUUACAAUGUACAAAAUGGCCACAGGAGUCUUGCCGUUUUCAGCAGCAGGCAGCAUUCAAAAACAACGUUUGGUAAUUAUAAUGAAACCACCAACUUACCCAUGUGAUAUGAGCGAGGAAAUGCUGGACCUCCUGCCUAAGCUUUUGGAAAUGAAUGCGACUCAACGGAUUGGACUGAAUGGUAACAUCAGGGAGCAUGCUUUCUACAGCACCAUCAACUGGGAAGAUCUGGAGAACCGAAGACUGGAGACCCCUUUUCAGCCAGGAAUGCCACCUGUAGACGACUUCAAAGAAUUUCCGAUAACGUUCUCCCAUCAAAGUUCCAGUGAAAAAAACAAUCUGAAAGAUUUCUCCGAAGUUGAUCCCAAAUGGAAUUGGCAGGAGUAAGGCAUUACCUUUGUUCUAACAUGGGACACCAUCUUUAGUUGCUGCCUGUAACAACCUGAGGCCCUUAACAUCAUACCAUAUUUGGCAAGCUCCACCCCUAAACAACCAAUCCACCUGUAUUGUCAAACCUAAACCAUCUCCUGUGAAUGUCACCUGGUUCUACCAUCAACACCAGCACCAGACGGGAUCUUUGACUGUAGCUUCUAAAGGAUGGAAAUAGAAAGGUACUGUGGUGAGUUUACAUCUUGAAUAAAGAGUACUAAAUAAAACCAGUUUACCCCCACCCCCAAACUUCUGCCUCCCUCCUAUUCGCUUACCCGUGAUUAACCCUCAUCCUAAGUGGCUCACGCCAGUGGCAUAAUCAUAAAGGAAGUAGACCCCAUGGCCGCGGGGGGCCCGGUCUACUUCCUUUAUAUUGUCUCUCUCCUACUCCCUUAUCCCUGACUUCCCUCAUCCUGAUCAGUAAACCACACCCCAAACCUCUGUCACUCUCUUAUUCCCUCACCUAUGGUUAUCCCCUUUCCUAAAUGGGCCACGCCAGUGGCAUAAUUAUAAAGGAAGUAGACCCCAUGGCCGCGGGGGGCCCCUGGUCUACUUCCUCUAUACUGUUUCCUCCUACUCCUUUUCCU
Molecule: messenger RNA, 1647 nt
Organism: Xenopus laevis (African clawed frog)
Lineage: Eukaryota; Metazoa; Chordata; Amphibia; Anura; Pipidae
Product: protein kinase C theta type-like
Exons: 8
Coding region: 122-1018 (298 amino acids)
Source: RefSeq, a predicted model, not a curated record